GUCUGGUCUAGGCGAUCUGUAGUAGAGAUAUGAGAUUCUCUUGGUGUAGUCACAGCAACAAUCGACUAAUUCAAUCAUGUUUUUCUAUAUAGUAAUGUGUUGGAUCUUUAUUUUAGAGAAAAAGAUCGCUGAUUCACAAGGAGUUGUCACGUCAAUCGUUAGCUCAGAUGAAAUAGAUGAAGGAGAACCGUUUACUGUCACAUGCAAUGCCUUGCUGGCAAGUGUUCCAGGGGACAUUAAAACAAUUACAAAGCUAUAUAUACGAUGGAGUGAAGAUGGAAACGAACAGUACACUUACUACGCGAGAUAUAGAUUGUACAUUCCCCCAUACAAUUUAACGAUUUUUUCAAAUGACACUUCAAGGACAGUAACAGUAUAUUUCUCUGGAAGUUUACGAGAAACAUCAGACUCAACAAGACCAGAAAACAGGGACACAAUGAAAAUAGAAAUACUGUUCCAUGAUGCUAUUUGUACAGACGAGGGAUACUUCUAUUGUGGAGCAUCAUACAUGGAUGCAGAAGAUUUUGAAAGAUCAACUUACAACAAGCAAUUUCUCUAUAUAUUUUCAAUCGCAGUAGACCCUUGGUCGUUUUAUAUAUCCCCGCAGUCUCAAUGGAAAUAUGCUGAAGGUAACUCGAUCAAUCCUGCAGGGUCUGAUGUUACUUUAUUUUGUGGAGUAGACGGCCCGAAACAACUAAACAUCACCUGGAAGUUUCGCAACACUAGUGGAGAAAUUAGCACUUUUAUACCACUUCAGAUUGAUUACAGCAGUUCCUCUUUUAGAUGGUACAGUCCGUCGAUAGUAUGCCACAGGUACUAUUAUUAUUCAGAAAUCCGUUUCCAAACAGAAGACAAGUAUGAUGGCUACACGUUUAUGUGCCUUGCUACAGCAUACAACAGGGACACGAGUAUCGGAAACAUGACUAUACAUACACAAAAGACGAUAGCCAUUCCAGCUGUUAUCAGGGAAGGCACAAAUUUUAGUCUGACGUGUGAACCAUUCUUAGCUGGUGUUCCUAAAAAUAACACCAAAGUUGAAUCUUUGAAAAUUAGUUGGUCUGAUGAGACAGGAAAUACUAUUUCAAUUGCAGAAUAUUGGCGUAACAACUCCUCUUAUUCCGCGGAUCGAAUGACAAGUAAUACAGAAUAG
Messenger RNA from Physella acuta, 1150 nucleotides. RefSeq lists its product as uncharacterized. The record is from RefSeq and is a predicted model, not a curated record. Lineage: Eukaryota; Metazoa; Mollusca; Gastropoda; Physidae.